Molecule: messenger RNA, 735 nt
Organism: Psylliodes chrysocephalus
Lineage: Eukaryota; Metazoa; Arthropoda; Insecta; Coleoptera; Chrysomelidae
Source: the annotation of a GenBank genome assembly
GAUUUGAUUAAUUUUUAGUUUGAAUUGAAGACAUCUCUACAUACAUAAUGAUAUGUUUUUAGUUAUUUAAAAUUUGCCAAAAUGGAAAGGUUUUAUUAUAUCGUAUUAAUAAUUAUAGUUAACAAUAUUGUUAGUAGUGAUUGUGCCAACAACACAGAGAACGAUUACCCUGCGUUGAAUCCCAAUUGGCCCUAUUGUUUUGAAUUCACUUGGUUCGGACCGGACUAUGAUAACGUAUCUACGUAUAAUAACACUUGUGCAGAUUACUUAGAUGAGACAAGGGCUAAAGGGGUACCAUGUGCGGCCCCCAUUGUUAUUUCAUAUGAUGGGACAUUACCAAAUAUGCAGUACCUUUGGGACAAACAUAAAGCAAGUAUUCUUUGUAAAAGAAGUAUAAAUCAAAGAUGUGUUAAAUAUACUUAUUAUUUCAACAAUCACAUUGCCAAUAUUACUUACAAGUGCGCAAAAGUACAACAAAGCAAUGGAGGAUUCAUUGAUAGUGGAUGUUAUAAACAAAAAUUAAUCCCAGGCUAUGAAUCGGAAGUUUGUGUGUGUAAAUCUACAACUGGUAUAUAUCCACCUUGUAACAAAUCUUCUAUGAUUGUGAAUAAUUAUUUUAAUAUUAUUGGAGUAUUUUUUUUAGUUAAAUAUUUUAUUUAAUUUGUACCUAUUUACUAAGGGCAAUGAAUCUGAGGAGGAUUUGCAAUUGAUAAAGCAAAAUUAAUCGAUUUUUUA